AACACCUGAGGGGUUGUAAAUUUUGGUUGAACUUCUUUAAUUGAGGCCACUCAGGAUGAAACUGCAGCCCUCAAAAGCACGUAGUGGUAGCCUUGUAAGUACUGCAUUCUGGAAGUUGGAAAUAAAUCUGGGGUAACAAGCUUCCUCCCCGAGGAGGUCCAUUUUGGUCAUUCUUACCCCCAUAUUUCUUCUUCAUAAAGUUAACUUGUUCCUGAGCUGGAAUUUGAGCUGAAAUACAAAUCCCUUUAACAGGUAUAAUAAUGUCGUAUAUUAGAACAUAAUGAAAGCUUUUAUUUCAUGAGAUGGGCGAGUGGAAUCCGUAAGAAAAGAGUUUUACGUGGCGCUGCACAUGUGUAAGGUGAGCCGUGCUGGCGAUUUUAGGCUGAACGUCAGCAGUUUUGUCUGAAUGCAUAGUUUGGAUGACACAUUUGGCACACAGUUGGACCACACUCGUUUCGUCUUCCCACACUACAGGACUAGUGAACUCACUUUUUAAAAUUCUGUUUGUAAGCUCUUAUCGCUCCCCCUCCCUUUCUUGUCUUUUUAUUGCCUUGCAACAAACGAACCAAUACCUAAAAAUAUUUUGGAUUUCCCAGUGUUUCCAGGGAAAUCGUUUGACUGUAGCCUUCUGUCUCAUUUCACUAGUCACUCAUUUAUUAAAGAAAGGGAUUACUGCAGUAGGGAACCGCUGCUUUGACACACUUCAUUUUCUUUAUUUCUCAAAACCCCAAAGCUAAUAGACUGGAGUGGAGCCUCAGCUUUUUGGAAACAUGCAAGUCCGACUACUUGAAAAUAGAAUUGGUUUCUUUGUUUGGUGCAUGAAAAGCAAGGAGGAAAAGCCGAAGGCCGCCCAAGCCAGGUGUUUCUUGUUGGCAGCCUGCUGCCUAAUGACUCGGCUCCCAAAGAGCAGCUGCCGGCGAGUGGCCUUUGUCUGGCCUAUUGUUGCCCGCACACCCCUCGUUAAUACACACGCUGCCCGGGGCAGGCCCCGGGAAUGACAUCAACUCGCUGAUCGUAGGAACCUGCGAACCUGACGCAGGGAGCCGAGCUUGGCCCGCAUCUGCCCAACUAAUUGUGAGCUCCCGCGCCGUGAUUGGCUGUCCCUCCACUCGGUAAUCGGUUCAGCCAAGACAUUGCCAUUGCAUCUGUCCAACCAUUCAUUGUUCUUCCUGGCUGCCUGCACGUCUGCGGCUACCACUGUGUUAAGGAGUUCCCGCUGAAGCUGCUGCAGAAACGUCUUUGUAUUUUCCUGCCGCCGAAUACGGGGUGCUUUGCAUUCAGGAAUACAGAAAAAAUAGCAAAGUGGAGUCAAGUACACAUAACAGCUUCAUGGGCUUGAAGGAUCAUCUGGGGCAUGACCUAGGCCACCUUCAUGUGGAGAGCACUGACCCACAUUUAAGUACAUCUGUACCUUGGUCAAUGGUGGAAAAGCCAACAAUGGAUAAAGUUAAUUCCGGGAAGGAAGAGAAAGAGGUGUCUGAAGAGAAUGUGAGCUCUGGUGACUCUGAAGAAAGCACAAAUUCCGAUAACGAGUCAGACCAGUCGAGAAGCAUUUCAGCAGAGCCGUGCUUAUUAACCAAGACUCACAGACAACUGUGUAGGUCUCCCUGCUUAGAGCCUCACAUACUCAAACGCAGUGACAUUUUGCAAGACUUUAAACCUGAGGAGUCCCAGACUACCUCCAAGGAAGUGAAGAAACCCCCCGAUGUGGUGCGAGAAUACCAAACAAAACUAGAGUUUGCACUGAAGUUAGGCUAUUCUGAAGAACAGGUUCAGCUUGUGCUCAAUAAACUCGGUACCGAUGCUUUAAUCAAUGACAUCUUGGGAGAGCUCGUCAAGCUUGGAAACAAAAGUGAGGCCGAACAGACGGUUAGUACGGUCAACAGUCUAACGCGGGAAGCGCCUUCCCUGGAGUCUCAGCGGUCGGACUCUCCGAUGCAAGAGCUCGUGGCGGAUGACGGGGAGAACCUGAGACCCGUAGUCAUCGAUGGCAGCAAUGUGGCCAUGAGCCAUGGAAACAAAGAAGUCUUUUCCUGCCGGGGAAUAAAAUUGGCAGUGGAUUGGUUUUUGGAAAGAGGCCACAAAGAUAUUACAGUUUUUGUUCCCGCUUGGAGGAAAGAGCAAUCCCGACCUGAUGCUCUUAUCACAGAUCAAGAAAUCCUGCGCAAAUUAGAGAAGGAGAAGAUCCUGGUGUUCACGCCCUCCAGGCGAGUGCAGGGGAGGCGAGUGGUGUGCUAUGAUGACAGGUUCAUCGUGAAGCUGGCUUUCGAGUCGGACGGGGUCAUCGUGUCCAAUGACAACUACAGGGACCUGGCCAAUGAAAAACCAGAGUGGAAGAAGUUCAUCGAUGAGCGGUUAUUAAUGUACUCGUUUGUCAAUGACAAGUUCAUGCCUCCAGACGACCCCCUUGGCAGACACGGCCCAAGCCUCGAUAAUUUUCUGAGGAAGAAACCUAUUGUUCCUGAACACAAAAAGCAGCCUUGUCCAUAUGGGAAGAAGUGCACCUAUGGCCACAAGUGCAAAUACUACCAUCCCGAGAGGGGCAGCCAGCCGCAGCGGUCGGUGGCUGACGAACUCCGGGCCAUGUCCAGAAACACGGUGGCCAAAACGGCGAACGAAGGCGGGCUGGUGAAAAGCAACAGCGUCCCCUGCAGCACUAAAGCAGACAGCGCCUCGGAUGUCAAACGAGGCGCUCCCAAGAGGCAGUCGGACCCCAGCAUCAGGACUCAAGUCUACCAGGACCUCGAGGAAAAGCUGCCCACCAAAAACAAAUUGGAAACCAGGUCCGUCCCCUCUUUAGUUAGUAUCCCGGCGACUGCCACUGCAAAACCCCAAAGCGCUACGUCUUUAAGCAACGGCCUUCCAUCCGGAGUUCACUUCCCACCUCAGGAUCAAAGACCCCAGGGGCAGUAUCCUCCGAUGUUGAUGGCAACCAAAAAUCACGGCACGCCAAUGCCUUACGAACAGUACCCCAAAUGCGACUCGCCUGUGGACAUCGGGUAUUACUCCAUGCUGAACGCCUACUCGAACCUGAGCGUGUCCGGCCCGCGCAGCCCCGAGCGCCGUUUCUCCUUGGACACGGACUACAGGGUGAGCUCCGUGGCUUCCGACUGCAGCAGCGAAGGGAGCGUGAGCUGCGGGAGCGGCGACUCGUACGCGGGCUACGGCGACCGCCCGUACGUCAGCUCUCCCGACCCCCAGCUGGAAGAGAGCCUCAAGUGUCAGCACGUGCACCCGCACAGCCGCCUUAAUUCCCAGCCCUUCCUGCAGAACUUCCACGACCCCGUGACCCGAGUGCAGAGUUACAGUCACGAAGAACCAAAGUACCACCCCAAGGCGCCUCUCCCGCACCUGGCCGUGCACCUGCAGCACCCCGCCGCGGGGGCCCGGGCCAGCUGUCCCGGCGACUACCCCUCGCCGCCCGGCUCCGCCCACUCCAAGGCGCCGCACCUGGGGCGCGCCCUGGUGGCCACCCGGAUCGACAGCAUCUCCGACUCCCGGCUCUACGACGGCUCUCCCUCCCGCCAGCGGAAGCCUUACUCGCACCAGGAGGGGCCGGGGGGCUGGGAGCGGCCCGGCUACGGGGUGGACGCGUACGGCUACCGGCAGACUUACUCCUUGCCGGACAGCUCCACGCAGCCCUGCUACGAGCAGUUCACCUUCCAGAGCCUCCCCGAGCAGCAGGAGCCCGCCUGGCGCGUCCCCUACUGCGGGCCGCCCGCGGAGCCCCCGAGGUACCAGGACAGCCGGGAGAAGGUCUACGUCAACCUGUGCAACAUCUUCCCGCCCGACCUCGUGAGGACGGUCAUGAAACGGAACCCUCACAUGACAGACGCCCAGCAGCUCGCCGCAGCCAUUUUGGUGGAGAAGUCCCAGCUGGGUUAUUGAGAGACGAUGCAUCUUUGUGGUGUUUAGUAGUUUUUUGUUCAGCUCAAACGCUGAGGGAGGUUUGCUACAAUAGCACAUGUGAUCUCCUUCUCGGCAAGGAGGUUCUAUAGUAUCCAUUUCUGUGAAGUACUGUAUCAUGGAAUCUGUAUGUAUCGCCCCACCUAGUGGAAAUAUCACGGGAUUGCUUUACAUGGAAACUUUUUUUUUUUAACAUUUCCUUUUUAAAGCGCUCUCCUCGGCUGGAGAUUUUUCCAGUUUGAUUUCUUAGAUGUCUCUGUGAUCUUUGAUAUUCCUCUUUGGUGCAUCAGGGGUUUAUAUGCAGCACUUUUUAUCCUUGUUUCGUGUUUUCUUAACUUGGUGUUUGUCAAUCAAUCGCGAGCAAUUACGAUACCUUCAGAACGUUGAACAUUUGACUAGACCCUAGCCAACUAUUUUUUCAAGCCAAGCUCCAUUGGAAUCUUUUACAGCUUUUUAAGUUAUUUUUAUUUGGGGAAAGUGGGCUUCUUUGUGCUAGAAUCAUUAUUUAUAGAAACAAAGAUAUACUACCGCACUGACUUUAUAUUUGAAACAAAACGGAAGUUACCAGUUUAUGUUGAAAUGGGUAACCGUCUAUAUAUUAGAAUGAUUUACAAUAUGGCACUUUUCAUUGUUCUAGUUUUGUUCGGAUUUUUUUUUUCUGUUAAGUAAUGAGUUAAUUUAAUAUGGUUGAUUUAAAGGAGAGCAGAUGCAAUCAAUGGAAAAAAUGGUUUCCAUUUUAUUACUAUUUUUCUUACCCAAUAAGGCAAAAGCCGCGUGUGCUCCAGCGUAGAGCUGUGUGACCCAGCUAUGAUGUGCUUCUAGGCGAUAGAAACGGAAUUGAAUUCCCAGAUCCUCCUUAACCUGUAUUUUUUAAUGUGUUUGUCUUUUUCUUUUGGGGGCACGACAAGACUGGAUAAAAUAACCCUUUCACAAUA
This is a messenger RNA of Herpailurus yagouaroundi (jaguarundi), 4841 nucleotides long. It is a transcript of the gene ZC3H12C, whose product is annotated as zinc finger CCCH-type containing 12C. Gene Ontology annotation, cellular component: nucleus; cytoplasmic ribonucleoprotein granule. The transcript has 6 exons. Bases 1330 to 3888 code for a protein of 852 amino acids. Lineage: Eukaryota; Metazoa; Chordata; Mammalia; Carnivora; Felidae. The record is from RefSeq and is a predicted model, not a curated record. Gene Ontology annotation, molecular function: mRNA binding; RNA endonuclease activity; metal ion binding.